CCAGACUUUCUCAGUUGGAGCAAAACUUUCCUGAGUUGAGGAGGAUGAAGUGAGAGGUUGGACGCCAGCAGCUGUAUGAGUGAGUAACAACAGCAGGCAGAGAGUGGCUGGUAGUGGAUAAACAGAAACAGGAUGAUUUCUUAAUUAUAGGUUUCCCUGACCAGGCUGGAGGUUUAUGUUUUUUCUAGGUAUACAACCAAAAGUUUUCUUUACUGGUUGAGUUGUGUUUUUUUAUUGUUUUGUGAGAAGAAACUAUAGUUCUUUUUUUAGAAAAAAAUGAAUUUGAUUAUCAGCUUAUGUAAUGUUUGUUAUAGAUAAACAAGAUAUCUUUUCACUUCUAUUUAAAUAAAACAGUAUUUAAACAAUUUCAAAUUCAAAUGAAAUAUAGUUUUUUUCUCAUAGUGAAUUUUAGCAAUGUUAAAUGAAGUUUAGCCACUAGAGAGAGAUUAUUACUUCACAUCAUUAUGCUGCUGGCUCUGCUUCUGGUUCUGAGUCUUUGCUCUGACGCUCGCUCCUCCGAGCCAUCAUCGAUAACCAUCCAGUACCGUGUUUGGGAGGAACAGCCGACGGGAACCCGGGUUGGCCGUCUGGUUGACGACCUCCGGCAAAGGGACGAAGGUGGUCCUCUGGAGGAUUUCCAGGUGGUGGAGCACGGGAAAGCCCUUCCCUUCUCCGUCAGCACUCGAGAUGGGGUUGUGUCCACCCAGGGCCGGCUGGACAGGGAGGAGCUGUGCAGUGGCUCGGAUCUGUGUGAAGUGGCCUUCAGUGUCCUUUACAGGAAAAUUGGUGCUAUGAACUGCCUGCGGGUUCGAGUGGAGGUGAUGGACCUGAAUGACCACAGCCCCAGCUUCCCCAGCGCCCUGCAGGAAGUGGAGAUCUCAGAGACUGCUGGCCUCAGGAUGCGUAUCCCUUUGGAACGGGCCAUCGAUCCGGACGCAGGACCGAAUGGCCUCCAGACCUACUCGCUGUCCGUCAACCAACACUUUGCUCUGGAUGUGACAGUCGCACCAGGUGGGACCAAACAGGCAGAGCUGGUUGUGAUCAAAGAACUGGACAGGGAGGUUCAGGCCACAUUUGACUUAACCCUAGUGGCAUGGGAUAAAGGAAACCCCCCCAGGUCCGGGAGCACAUUAGUCCGUGUUAAUAUUCAGGACUCAAAUGAUAACAGCCCCAUGUUUGAGGACAGCACACCCACUGUGGAGCUAUUUGAGGAUACGGCCCGUGGGGCAACCAUUAUCAACCUCAAAGCCACUGACCCAGACCAGGGUGCCAACGGGGAAGUGGAGUAUUCGCUUAGUAAGCACGCACGUCCAGAGGUUCAUAAGCUCUUCUAUGUCAAUCCACAAUCUGGAGCUGUGAGUAUCAAAGCACCUCUGGACUACGAGGCCCAGACCUCUUAUGAAGUCAUCAUACAGGCCCGUGAUCGUGGGCCCAAUGCGAUCGCCACGCACUGCAAACUACACGUCAAGCUUAGGGAUGUAAACGACAAUGCACCGAGGAUUCACAUGACCUGGACUCCACCCAACUCACCUAUGGCAACUGUGCUGGAAGGAGCACUAGAGGACACCUUCCUUGCUCUGGUGAUGGUCUCUGAUGCUGAUUCAGGAGGCAAUGGCAAAGUGAGAGCGCAAAUUCAACAAGGAUCUGGCCCUUUUCGCCUUAAACGAAUCCACGGUGACAAUUACAUGAUUGUUACCAAUGGCAGCCUGGAUCGAGAAAAGGUGAUGCAGUAUAACAUCACGGUCCUCGCCCAGGAUUAUGGAGAUCCGCCACUGUCUUGUGUUAAACACCUGCCUGUCCACGUUCUGGAUGAGAAUGACAACGCCCCUGUGUUCUCCACCUCUCUGUACAAGGCCUCCUUCAGGGAGAACAACAUGGCAGGCUACCACGCUCUCAAAGUUGAAGCCCAUGAUGUUGACCUGGAGUUCAGCGGAAGAGUUUCCUACUUCAUACGCAACCCUAAUGAAGUGGAAUCUAACCCCCUGUCUUUCUCCAUCCACCCUACCAGUGGUGUCAUAAGCGUCCAGCGUCCUCUAGACUAUGAGGAAUCCCACACCUACUCUUUCAUGGUGGAGGCCAUUGAUCAGGGUCAUCCGCCUCUCACCAGCACGGCUUCUGUGCAAAUCGACGUCCAGGAUGUCAACGACAACUACCCAGUCAUCAAGGAGCCAAAACCCAGAAAGGGCGUGGCUUUUCUAAGUGUGCCUGUCAAUACAGACAAGGGGGAGAUUGUGACUGAGCUGGGAAAUGACAUUGAAGAGGGAUUCACACCUUUACCAAUCAAUCACUCAGUCGGAGAGGGACUUGUUGGAUUCCUUGCAUCCACCAUACAGGCUGAAGACCCAGACUCUGGGCUUAACGGACAACUCAGCUACCACAUCACCGACGGAAACCCUUUUGGUCUAUUCUGGUUGGAUCGGGCUACAGGCCAGCUGUUUGUGAACACCACCAAUGCUACUGAGCUAAUUGGGAAAACCUUUAAGAUGAACAUUGCUGUGUCUGACAUGGGCAGUCCCAGCCUGACCACCAAGUCCACUCUGGAGGUGACUUUCAUUAAUCUCAAGGACCAUCUAAAGAACUCGUCACCAGGUAACCGCGGACAGCUCAGCUUCACAAUGAUGAUGGCGAUCUGCCUGGGUGGCACCUGCCUACUGCUUCUGUUUGCCAUUGCUUUGGUGACAACGUUCUGCCGCCCAGAGAAACGAGACAGCCGGGCUUACAACUGCAGACAAGCCGAGUCAACCUACACCAGCCACCCGCGGCGGCCACAGAAGAAUAUCAGGAAGUCUGACAUCCAGCUAAUUCCUGUCAUCAGAGGCCGAAAAGAGGAGACUGCCGAGGAUGACAGUGAAGCCCAGCCACUCGCACCGCCUCCAAUGCUGUCAGACGAUCAACAAUCUGAGAGGCAGUAUACCUUGGCGGCAUCAGUCAUGAACACGAGCUUCCAUUCCCAAGGCUACCAAGAAGUGGAUGCCACUCAACCCGCCACCCACCACUGCAGAACACUUAGGAAACCUGCAAACAUCGAACUUGAUGGCACUUUACCACUGACGCCCGCUACUUCUUAUCGGACUCUACGGAAAGCCAGGAACCCGUCAUCCUCAUCGUCUUCGGUUUCCCGUUCGAGCACCUUGAAGCGCCAGACCCCCGUUGAAAGGGAGGAGGCGGAGCCGCUGAGUUCAGCAUCACAGGCGACCCUCAGGAGGCCGAGGACAUCGGAGGGACGAGGGGGGCCCGAUGCCGAACAUCGGCAGAUGCUUCGAAACCUGGUACGACUGUCCAUGGCUGCGUUUGGAGACUCCAUUGAGCUUUCCUCGGCUUCCCCAGAAGUGCAGCAGAUCUCCCAGCUCCUCUCUCUCCUCCGGCAGGGUCAGCUGCAGCCGAGGCCCAACUUCAGGGGGAAUAAAUACUCGCACCGCAACGGCAGCCAAAAACAGUUCCUCCGCGGCGCCCGGUUGGUCAGCUGGUUGAGUGUGCGCCCCGUGUCCAGAAGCUCAGUCCUCGCUGCAGCAGCCGCGGAUCUGGUAAAAGAAAUAAAAAAUAAUAGCAGUUCAAACAUCUCUUUCUGUCUUUCUGUCUCUGCAGACGACGUCUUCUCGGAGGUCAGUGACCCGGCCUGGAUGGCCCGACUCUCUCUUCCACUCGGCGCCGAUUACCACGACAAUGUCUUCGUCCCCAACGGGCCUCCGUCCCCUGAAAGCGAGGUCCUCCCCCGGGACGCCCUGGACUCCUCGUCCUUCUCCACCUUCGGUAAAACUCCAGAGAAGGACGGCCCGCUGGGGGGGGCCCUCCUGUCGGAGGUCAGCACGCUGUUUGAGAUGCUGAUGACGCAAAAGGCCGACGCCCACCCCGGCCCGCGACCCGACGUCCUCUACCGACUCUCCGCCGCCUACCGCCGCUCGCUGGGCCUGGACUGCUCCACCAACAUGGCCGCCGGCGGCAACGCGCCGAGGAACUCUGGGAACGCCGAGAAGAGGGCGGGCCUGGCGGCGCCCUCGGGACUUUAUCAAUAAGAGUAAAGUCCGUUAAUGAACAUUGGAAAAGACUGAGCUCACAACCGUUUUGAGGAGUGUUUCAGUGGCAUUACAUGAUCAAAUAUUUAAAGUUAUUGAUUUUUUUUUUUCGAUUUGGAAAUUCAUUAUAAAGGAUGUGUGUCUUUGAACCCUUAGAACAUACGAAGAUGAAUUCAGAAUGAACGUGAAGCUAAUAAUUGUUGCCUCAUUUAACAUGAAUAUGACUGUAUGGGUGCUUUUGUAGUCCAUCUCCCUCGAAACUGGAGCAGCAACGUGAUUCCAACACUCAAACUUAGUGGCACAACACGGAGGUGUUGAGGACGUUUCAACUAUAUGCAAAUAUUCUCUGAUGCGUAGGACAGACCACCAACAGUGCUCACUUUGAU
Molecule: messenger RNA, 4399 nt
Organism: Etheostoma cragini (Arkansas darter)
Lineage: Eukaryota; Metazoa; Chordata; Actinopteri; Perciformes; Percidae
Gene: pcdh12
Product: protocadherin 12
Exons: 5
Coding region: 465-4013 (1182 amino acids)
Biological process (GO): homophilic cell-cell adhesion
Cellular component (GO): plasma membrane
Molecular function (GO): calcium ion binding
Source: RefSeq, a predicted model, not a curated record